Messenger RNA from Galdieria sulphuraria, 2854 nucleotides. RefSeq lists its product as uncharacterized. The coding region runs from base 28 to 2778 and encodes 916 amino acids. Lineage: Eukaryota; Rhodophyta; Bangiophyceae; Galdieriales; Galdieriaceae. The record is from RefSeq and is a predicted model, not a curated record. The transcript has a single exon.
GGCCAAACUGAAAGAAACCAACUUCGUAUGUCACAACUCAACGUGGCAAUGAACACAGAGCAAAUACUGAAGACAUUGGGUAAAAUAUUGAUAUCUGAGCACUCUAUCAACGCACUUAGAGCCUCUCUUGCAGCUAUCGGUAUAAAUGUAGUCAUAUUCUUUGCCGUUCUUCGAAAGUAUAUAGAGUGCUUUGUGGGCAUGUUUGCCUUUGCCAUUCCGGUCAUUGUAGCACAACAUACUUACAUAGGGGCUAUGUUAGAAGCUUGUAUAAUAUAUAGUUGGGGUGGUAUGUUGUCUGUGGUCUUAGCUAUGACCGCUUUGGCUAUAUCUGAUGGCAAUGGCAUUGGGUUAUAUUUUGCAACUUUGGUGGAAGCUUUUAUCGUCUGUAUUCUUCGAACAGAACCUCAAUUUCUUGGUUAUGGUAUCGUUCUUAGUUUUCUCUUUGGAGCAAUCCUUGUCUUUGACGUGAAAGUUCCUCCUUCCGAUGCCUGGGAUAAGACUUUUCCACUAGUCGUAGCUACGGUUGCUGCUUCUGGUGCUUGUUUUAUUUCAUCUCUCGUUAUUUUUCCAAAGUCUGCAAGAAGGCAACUGAGACUUAGGUUGGCUAACAUGCUCCGCGACAUCGCGGGAAGCUUAGAUAGUCUAUCUCAGGAGUUGGUUUAUAACGUGAAUGAGAAUGAAAACUGUGGUGAUUUCACUGUAGAUAUUCGAAUGAAUGACGAUGAGACACAAAUGAAUGUACCAGAAAGUUCUUUUCCGUCAAAGCACAGUUUAGAAAUAUCAGAGUUUGGUGUUAACAGGACCAAUGCUACGAAGAUUGGGACAGAGAUUAUUGAGUCUUGUAUAAAAAUGAGAUCAUCUUUUGGAGAAUUGAAGGCAAUGGUACGCUAUAUUCCAUUUGAGCCGAAUUUAUUUCCUCCAUGGAAUGCAGAACCAGAAGAUGCAUGGUCUUCUCUUAUCGAAAAUUUAGACUCCUUACUUCUGCGAGUGGAAGCGUUAGCUGGAGUAUUGCGCCGAGAUCACUGCUUUUCCCCUAAGGUUUUGGGAAACACCGCAAAGGACCCUUUAGAAAAGUUAAAGGAAUUGCUAAACAUAUCAAAGGAUUAUACUUUACAGUUAUCAACAUGUCUCGAAAACAUCAACAGCAAGAAAUGUCCUGACGUUGCUUUUGCUGGGGACAAGUCAAAGGAUGCUUUGAAUGAGGAUAUCGUCAAUGCAAGAAGAGAGCACUGGCGCACAGAAGAAUUCUACAAUGAAAUAGAAAAUAACGUUGCUCUUGCUUAUGCUUCCUUCAUAUUUGUUGUAUUCAACAUGCGAGAUAUCUUUGACAAUCUGGAAAAAGUAGGUGAUGGAAUCCUCCAUAUCUAUAAGCGUAGGCAAGAGCUUCGUUUUGCUCCUGCAAAAAAUCUUUUGUUUUGGGUUCCAACGUUGAUUCUUCCCUUCAAGGGAUGGUUCCUCUGUCAUACGUAUAUUGGAAAGCCAGAAAAUAUUCGAUACAUAGUGAAAUAUAUGAUAUGUGUGGCAAUUAUUCUAUUUCCUACGAUGUUCGUUGCUCAGUUAUCUUCAAGUGACUUUAAUUUUACUCAAAAAUACAAUGCCAUUUCUGCUUAUAUCAUUGUGACUAUUUUAUUUUGGAGAUCUAUCGAACUGACCCGAUUUCGAGUUGUGUUAUAUUUGUCCAUUACGUUGGGUGGAAGUGCCUUGGCUUAUGCGGCUACUGUAUUUGCCCCUAAUAUGCCCUGGGUAUUAGAAAUAUGGUUGUGGUUUUGGACAUACGUGGCGCUAUUAACUGCAUAUCAUUAUCCAGGAUAUGUGAUUGGCACAUUUCCUUUAGUAAUUGCACAAUUUUUUAUCAUUAGUUGUCAGUAUGGUAAUGGCUUUACCUUUUUAUAUGCUGCUUCCAGAACAGUAUCCGUUGCUAUUGGAUGUUUGGUAGUUUCCGCCGUAUGUUAUUUUAUAUGGCCUUACAAGGGUUCCGUACAAAUUCGACAACUUUUAUGUGGUAUAAUCAAGACCUUUGAAGCUAGUUACAGCUCUCUGUUGGAUGCUUUCGUCAGUAUGAAUAGAAAUCCAGACGAUAGUGAAAACGAUGCAUCUGCAACCAAAGUGAAGGAAGUAGCUGGUAUGUUAUCCAAAGCAGAUGGAAUGAUGACUGGUUGUCGUAUGAUGUUGAUAUUUGAGUUAUCUCCAAAUUAUCUACAUAGCUCGAUACCUGUGAUUCUAAAUAACUUUUCAGCAAUAUAUAGAAGACUCGCUAUGUUACGUUUCAUUUGUGAGACACCUCCAAGAAUUUCUGGCUUCUAUACCAAUAACAUUUACUGGCAAUUCUUAGAACCACUGGAAGAUGAUAUAGGUUUCUUAACACUCUGUGUUAAGAAUGUUUUGUCUGCAGUGGGCGAGAGAGUUGGUAAGCCUCGUGAGGAGAGGACUGGACCAAAAAGAUUGGAAGAAGCUUUGUCGCAACUCUUGCAUGCAAAGAAAUGUUUAGCAAAACAUUACGAUCAGCUUCGAAGAGAGAUGUUUAAUCGUUGGAAAGCUAUUUUCUUGAAUGUUUCGACAUCAGACCUGUCUAAUUAUUCAAAUAGUAUUCAAGACUUUGGUAAGGAACCCAAAGAAAUGCAAGCAGAUGAUACAGUACGGUUUUUGGCUUGGUUUUAUUGUUUGAUUAUUACUAUUGAGAGUUUUGAACGGUUAGCUAACGAGGGUCUAAAUUUGAAAUUUGAGAAACGUGACGACCUAAAGACUAUUUUCAAGAGAAAUGCAAAGCCUAGCCUUUGAAACAUCAUAUUGGCUUCGUUAAGACGGCAAUGGCUUUGCAUUUUUUGACUCGGGCAAUAAAAUCCAGUUUGCAGCA